CUUAAGUUGGCGGAUAUUUUCAUACCAUAAAUACAGCACAGAAUAUCAACUGAAAUAAGAACGAUAAGAAGCAAACCUGAAAAACGAAGAAGAAGAGAAGAGAAAGGAGCACACGAAAAAUGAAGGUCCUCAGUCUCAACUUCCUGACCUGCGCCGUCAAGGCCUGCAAGUCCUCAUCCAGCUCAUAUCCCCUCCACCCUCAAGACGCAGAACUGGUGCAGGAUGAAAUCGAGCUCAACCCAGACAUGCUGAUCAACGUGCUGCCACGUCUAGACUGGGCAGCUCUGCGAACGACUUCAUCAGAGCUCGGCUUUCCGCCUCUGCCUGAACAGGCGCCUACGCAGGAUGAGCUGCGGGCUGAUGAGAAGACGUUGAAGGACUUGCACCACUUGUUGCUGGAGACGCAGAUUUCCGAGGGGAAGCUGGUGUGUGCCAACUGCGGUCACUCGUAUGCCGUCAAGGAGGGCAUUGCAAACUUCUUGCUGCCCAGUCAUUUGGUGUAGUUAAGUUACAAGGGAGGAGAUUGUCAUGGGAUGAUAGGAGUACAGGCGUUUGUUUGUUUGGUCAAUAGACAUGGCCAAAAUGGUCGGAUAGAGAAAAAUUAAGAUUUCAUGUCUUCACUAUUAUGCAUUUCCGGUUCACAUCAUCUCUG
Molecule: messenger RNA, 652 nt
Organism: Trichoderma harzianum CBS 226.95
Lineage: Eukaryota; Fungi; Ascomycota; Sordariomycetes; Hypocreales; Hypocreaceae
Exons: 3
Coding region: 120-503 (127 amino acids)
Biological process (GO): tRNA methylation; rRNA (guanine-N7)-methylation; peptidyl-glutamine methylation
Molecular function (GO): protein heterodimerization activity
Source: RefSeq, a predicted model, not a curated record